AUGAGACUUAACUUUUACUUAGCGGUCAAGACUAUACCUGGCUUAGUGGUCAAGACUAUACCUGGCUUAGUGGUCAAGACUAUACCUGGCUUAGUGGUCAAGACUAUACCUGGCUUAGUGGUCAAGACUAUACCUGGCUUAGUGGUCAAGACUAUACCUGGCUUAGUGGUCAAGACUAUACCUGACUUAGUGGUCAAGACUAUACCUGGCUUAGUGGUCAAGACUAUACCUGGCUUAGUGGUCAAGACUAUACCUGGCUUAGUGGUCAAGACUAUACCUGACUUAGUGGUCAAGACUAUACCUGACUUAGUGGUCAAGACUAUACCUGACUUAGUGGUCAAGACUAUACCUGACUUAGUGGUCAAGACUAUACCUGACUUAGUGGUCAAGACUAUACCUGACUUAGUGGUCAAGACUAUACCUGACUUAGUGGUCAAGACUAUACCUGACUUAGUGGUCAAGACUAUACCUGACUUAGUGGUCAAGACUAUACCUGACUUAGUGGUCAAGACUAUACCUCACUUAGUGGUCAAGACUGUACCUGACUUAGUGGUCAAGACUAUACCUGACUUAGUGGUCAAGACUAUACCUGACUUAGUGGUCAAGACUAUACCUGACUUAGUGGUCAAGACUAUACCUGACUUAGUGGUCAAGACUAUACCUGACUUAGUGGUCAAGACUAUACCUGACUUAGUGGUCAAGACUAUACCUGACUUAGUGGUCAAGACUAUACCUGACUUAGUGGUCAAGACUAUACCUGACUUAGUGGUCAAGACUAUACCUGACUUAGCGGUCAAGACUAUACCUGGCUUAGCGGUCAAGACUAUACCUGACUUAGCGGUCAAGACUAUACCUGACUUAGUGGUCAAGACUAUACCUGACUUAGUGGUCAAGACUAUACCUGACUUAGUGGUCAAGACUAUACCUGACUUAGUGGUCAAGACUAUACCUGACUUAGUGGUCAAGACUAUACCUGACUUAGUGGUCAAGACUAUACCUGACUUAGUGGUCAAGACUAUACCUGACUUAGUGGUCAAGACUAUACCUGACUUAGUGGUCAAGACUAUACCUCACUUAGUGGUCAAGACUGUACCUGACUUAGUGGUCAAGACUAUACCUGACUUAGUGGUCAAGACUAUACCUGACUUAGUGGUCAAGACUAUACCUGACUUAGUGGUCAAGACUAUACCUGACUUAGUGGUCAAGACUAUACCUGACUUAGUGGUCAAGACUAUACCUGACUUAGUGGUCAAGACUAUACCUGACUUAGUGGUCAAGACUAUACCUGACUUAGUGGUCAAGACUAUACCUGACUUAGUGGUCAAGACUAUACCUGACUUAGUGGUCAAGACUAUACCUGACUUAGUGGUCAAGACUAUACCUGACUUAGUGGUCAAGACUAUACCUGACUUAGUGGUCAAGACUAUACCUGGCUUAGUGGUCAAGACUAUACCUGGCUUAGUGGUCAAGACUAUACCUGGCACUUUCACCACUCAGCAGCUGAGAAGUCAACAGGACAACAGGAAGAACGGGACAACAGAACAACGGGUCAACAUAACAGAACGGGUCAAUAGGAUAACAGAACAAAGGAUCAACAGGACAACAGAACAAUGGGUCAACAUAACAACGGGUCAACAGAACAACGGGUCAACAGGUCAACAUAAGAGAACGGGUCAAUAUAACAGAACAACGGGUCAACAGGACAACAGAACAACGGGUCAACAGGACAACGUGUUGACAAGAUAA
Molecule: messenger RNA, 1746 nt
Organism: Procambarus clarkii (red swamp crayfish)
Lineage: Eukaryota; Metazoa; Arthropoda; Malacostraca; Decapoda; Cambaridae
Source: RefSeq, a predicted model, not a curated record